CAACCGCCGAUAAACAUCAAAGAAGACGAAGAAGUGAUUGCAUAUGUAGUUUUCACUUCUUGUGCCUGCGCAGAAGGACGUUAACGCAGCUGAGUUGCAUUGUGGCGUUAAAAAUUUUGGAGAUACAAGCAGCCAGGAGUAGCAGUGUUUUCUCACCCGUUGUGUUAUGGGAACAGGGUCAACAGCAGUGAGUCUGUUCCAGGUCUGAUCUGGAUUACUGGCUGGUUUGACUCAGAGACAAAACAACAGCCAUGGAAAUCCCUUUUAACGUUAGCAUCUAAAAACUGAAGCGGACGCUUGACAUUGAAAAGGGCUUUAUCAAUUUCUACGAAUACUUUGUUUUUUUUAUACUUCAGCACUGCCAAAGGUUCCAUCAUGGUGCAAAAGUAUCAGUCCCCUGUGAGGGUGUACAAACAUCCUUUUGAACUUGUCAUGGCAGCAUAUGAGAGGAGAUUUCCCACCUGUCAUCUGAUCCCCAUGUUUGUGGACAGUGAUGUGAUCAGUGAAGAGAACAGUGAAGAUGGUUCAUUUAAUAAGAUUGAGAGGAGGUGUAAACUUGAUGUGGAUGCACCAAGACUCCUUAAACGGAUUGCAGGUGUGGAUUAUGUCUACUUCAUUCAGAAAAACUCUCUGAAUCACAGAGAAAGAACUCUUUGUAUUGAAUCGCACAAUGAAACCUUCUCUAACAGAGUUGUCAUCCAUGAACUUUGCUGUUACUCGGUUCAUCCAGAAAAUGAAGAAUGGACAUGCUUUGAACAAUCUGCAAGUCUGGACAUCAAAUCUUUUUUUGGUUUUGAGAGCACUGUGGAGAAGAUAGCCAUGAAACAGUACGCUAGCAGCAUCAAAAAGAUUCCAAAAGAUGAGCAUAUCCUACGAUUUCUGCGUGCACGUGACUUCAACAUAGAUAAAGCACGUGAGAUCCUUUGUCAGAGUCUAACCUGGAGAAAGCAGCACCAAGUGGACUACCUACUUGAUACAUGGAGUUCCCCUCAGGUGUUGCAUGAUUUCUAUACUGGUGGUUGGCACCACCACGACAACGAUGGCCGGCCUUUGUAUAUCUUACGCCUGGGACAUAUGGACACCAAAGGGCUGGUUCGAGCACUUGGAGAAGAAUCCCUGCUCAGACAUGUGCUGUCUAUCAAUGAAGAGGGUCUAAGACGCUGUGAAGAGAACACCAAAGUGUUUGGUCGGCCAAUUAGUUGUUGGACAUGUCUUGUCGAUCUUGAGGGGCUCAAUAUGAGGCAUCUCUGGCGUCCUGCAGUCAAAGCUCUGCUAAGGAUUAUUGAGGUGGUGGAGGCCAAUUAUCCUGAGACUCUAGGCCGUCUUCUCAUCCUCAGAGCUCCCAGAGUUUUUCCUGUUCUGUGGACCUUGGUGAGCCCUUUCAUUGAUGAGAAUACGCGAAAGAAGUUUCUGAUCUAUGCAGGAAAUGACUAUCAGGGCUCUGGUGGUCUUGUGGACUACAUUGAUAAAGAGGUCAUCCCUGAUUUUCUUGGAGGAGAGUGUAUGUGUGAAGUGCCAGAGGGUGGGUUGGUGCCCAAAUCACUGUAUAGAACUGCAGAGGAAUUAGAAAAUGAUGAGAUUAGGCUGUGGACAGAGACCAUUUACCAAAGUGCCAGCAUCUUCAAAGGAGCACCACAUGAGCAACUAAUUGAGAUCAUCGAUGCCACCUCGGUUAUCACUUGGGACUUUGAUGUAUGUAAAGGUGAUGUGAUCUUCAAUAUUUAUCACUCUAAACAAGCUCCUCAGCCAGCAAGGAAAGAUCCGCUGGCUACCCAUGGCAUCACCUCUCCUGCAGGCAACAAUGUGCAGCUUAUAGAGAAAACCUGGUUGCUGGGUCAGGACUACAGCAUGGUGGAGUCAUCCCUUACCUGCAAAGAGGGAGAAAGUGUACAGGGUUCACAUGUGACGCGAUGGCCAGGCUUCUAUAUUUUGCAGUGGAAGUUCCACUCAAUGCCAGCAUGUGCUGCUACAAACCUAUCUCGAGUGGAUGACGUUCUGGCGACUCUGCAGGUUUCGUCUCACAAGUGUAAAGUUAUGUACUACACUGAGGUUCUUGGCUCUGAAGACUUCAGGGGCUCAAUGACCAGUCUGGAGUCCAGCCACAGUGGUUUCUCUCAGCUCAGUGCAGCCACCACAUCCUCAAGCCAAUCUCAGUCCAGCUCUAUGAUCUCCAGGUAGAAUGGUCUAAAAUGUAAAACCCAAGUGAUGGAGAGGACCCAAUUCUAAAUCAAGUCCAUUAAUACUAUUCUUCUGUCAUCUAUCUCAAUACUUUACCAUGUCAAAUGUCUAAGCUUACUUGCAUAUAUAUAUAUAUAUAUAUAUAUAUAUAUUCUUUAUUCUUGUAUGAAAUACCCCGCAUAUGGCACAUAUACUUACUGUAUGCAUACUGUAUAUGCACUUCAUUCUGCCAUAUCAUAAUUCAUUUAGGUCAGUAGGCGGGCUUCUGCAAUAACUUAGAACAAAAGGUUUAUUUGAAUUUUGGAGACUAGGUCAAGUCUUUUUGGGUGCUACAAGUUUCUUCGUUAUUAGACUUGCAGUUUGCACACAGCACGCAAUUGAGUGAUAGAGUCACAUUACAUUUUUAGUACUUAUUAUAACUAUAGCUAUCUUAAAUUUUCACAUUGUGGAAAUGCUUUCAUAUUGAACCUCAUACCUGCUUGAUCAGUUCCUAUGCAGUCAGCCUAUUAGUGCUUAAAUUGAAAUUUUUAAAUGGUAAUUUCUUAGGAGAGAUGAAUUGUAACUUUGUUGUAAAAAUUGUCAUUGCCUCAACAGAACAAGUUUCAAAAUAUACAGUUUUUGAAGCUGAUCAGUUUUUUUAUGGUUGUCAGUCUUUUUUUUUUUUUUUUUUUUUUAGGUUUAUGGUUUAUAUUACCAGAGACAUGAAAUGGAGUGAAGUUACAGAAUCCAGUGAAUUAUACACCUAAAGUUUAUUUGUUUAGGUUAGAAUGUCAUUCCAAAAUUAUAUAUAUAAAAAAAAAAAAACUUUUUCAU
Messenger RNA from Danio rerio (zebrafish), 2991 nucleotides. Lineage: Eukaryota; Metazoa; Chordata; Actinopteri; Cypriniformes; Danionidae. The record is from RefSeq and is a predicted model, not a curated record.